Molecule: messenger RNA, 690 nt
Organism: Medicago truncatula (barrel medic)
Lineage: Eukaryota; Viridiplantae; Streptophyta; Magnoliopsida; Fabales; Fabaceae
Product: lamin-like protein
Exons: 2
Coding region: 45-566 (173 amino acids)
Cellular component (GO): plasma membrane
Molecular function (GO): electron transfer activity
Source: RefSeq, a predicted model, not a curated record
UGUAUAAAUAAAAGUUUUGUUGAAGAGGUUUUUGAACAACAAUCAUGAAGGGGAUAAAGUUGUUGGUGUCAAUGUCACAAGCUAUGAUGAUCUUGCUUCUAGUUUGUACUGUGCUUGUUAUGUUGCCGGUGGCCUCUGCUAAACGGUGGAUUGUAGGAGACAAGAAGGGUUGGACUACGAAUAUUAAUUACUCUACAUGGAUUGAAGGCAAUAAUUUCUACAAUGGUGAUUGGCUUUUUUUUUCGUAUGAUAGGAACCAAAUGAAUGUGCUAGAAGUGAACAAAACAGAUUAUGAAACUUGUAACUCGGAUCAUCCAAUUUACAAUUGGGCAGCUGGAGCUGGAAGAGAUGUUGUUCCAUUGAAUGUGACUCGCGAUUACUAUCUCAUCAGUGGCAAAGGAUUUUGCUUUGGUGGUAUGAAGUUAGCUAUUCAUGUCAAAAACUAUCCACCUCCGCCUGUAGCUAGGGGUGUACAUGGGUUGGGUCAACCCAAAAAAUCCCGUAAAACCCAUCCAAAAAACCAAAAAAAGAGGGUUGGAUCGGGUAAUUGCAAAAAACAACGAUGAAGAAAAGCAACUUUUUCAUAUUUUCUUUCAUGUUAAGCAAUGUCUGGUGUUUGUGCUUUAAAAUGUAUUGUGUCUCUUUAUUAUACUAUGCCUUACAUGCUAGAAACCAGUUUAAUUAUUGACU